Messenger RNA from Penicillium nucicola, 273 nucleotides. RefSeq lists its product as uncharacterized. The record is from RefSeq and is a predicted model, not a curated record. The transcript is spliced from 2 exons. NCBI's taxonomy places the organism in Eukaryota, Fungi, Ascomycota, Eurotiomycetes, Eurotiales, Aspergillaceae. The coding region runs from base 1 to 273 and encodes 90 amino acids.
AUGUAUGGGGCUCUUACCAUGCAGAUGCGGUCAAGCAACCUGCUUUUACCGAAGCCUAAGACUCCUUUUCCGAAUUUGGAUUACAACUCUCUUAUGCGGAGAAUAAUGGCGUUCACAUCGCCAGAAUGGUAUAAUUCAUCCUCGAAUCCACCAAUCUGCCCUGACGCCUCCUUCGCAUCCGUAUUCGCGGUACUGAAGGAUUCUCUUGAGGGGCUGGAACUGAAUCGGUUCACUAGUACACAAUUUGCGAUCUCUGUGAUGCUGUCUAAAUGA